Molecule: messenger RNA, 1077 nt
Organism: Parascedosporium putredinis
Lineage: Eukaryota; Fungi; Ascomycota; Sordariomycetes; Microascales; Microascaceae
Source: the annotation of a GenBank genome assembly
AUGCGUGACCUAGCCGAUAUCUUUGCACAGUUGGGCAUGUCCCAGUACUUUGGGGUCUUCGUGCAAGAAGGCUUUGACUCGUGGGAUACGAUUCUCGAUAUUACUGAGUCUGAUCUCGAUACGCUCGGAGUGAAGCUUGGUCACCGUCGCAAACUCCAAAGACGCAUUGCUGACGCUCGGGGCCUAUCUCCCAACGCCAUCCUCCCUUGGACGCCAACCAGUCAAUCAGCGGAGGAAGCCAAGCCGGAUUCGACUCGGCUGGUCACCACAGUUUCGGGCCCUGCCACAUCUCGAGAGGGCACGGCAACGAAGAGGAAGUAUCGCAGACACCCUAAACCAGACAAAAAUGCUCCCGAGAAGCCGCCCUCCGCCUAUGUGCUCUUUUCCAACAUUUCUAACGUUAGCGUGCGGUUAGAAAUUCGUGAAGAUCUAAAGGGCCAGACCCUCUCAUUCACCGAAAUCGCAAAACUGGUAGGAGAAAAUUGGCAGGCCUUACCCCAAGGCGAGAGGGAGCGCCUCGAAGACCAGGCGCAGCAGGCCAAGGACAGGUACAACCAGCAGCUAGCUGCCUAUAAGAAAACCGCCGAACACCGAAAAUAUUCCCAAUACCUGCAAGAAUUCAAGAAGAAGCAGCUACAAACAAACCAAUCCCAAGCCUACGAAUUCACUUGCACUCCCUCGUUGUCUGACAUGUUGGACAACCAUAACCGGGCUGAAGAUGCGGUGUCAGACACGUACAGUACUGGCACUGAAAACCAAAGACAACCCGCUACUGGUUUUGAUAUGAUGCUGCGGACCAGCAGAGCAUCUGUAUCAUCCAUGCACUUGGACGGUAGCCCCGUAUCCAUGACAAGUCCCGAGCUGCAAGCUAGCGAGUUGGUACCAGCAAAGGAUGUAGGGAUGCCGAUCAAGUCGUUGCUUUCUACCAACACGACGGACUCCAUGUAUGACCUGCCUCGAUGUGCUCAAACGAGCCGCAAGUUGCGGCACGCCCCAGCCACCCCCGAGUUAACCUCACCCCAACGACAUGCUCCGUGGCGUAUGGGUGACAUGGUUGGGCUCAAGGUGGGAGGUUAG